Molecule: messenger RNA, 1357 nt
Organism: Cynara cardunculus var. scolymus (artichoke)
Lineage: Eukaryota; Viridiplantae; Streptophyta; Magnoliopsida; Asterales; Asteraceae
Product: mitochondrial substrate carrier family protein B-like
Exons: 7
Coding region: 77-1117 (346 amino acids)
Biological process (GO): transmembrane transport
Source: RefSeq, a predicted model, not a curated record
AAUCGUAUAAAUCCUCUGCCAAUCUAUAUUCCAAAUUCCAAGUGUUUAACGAUUUUCAUCGCACAAAUUGUUGUGGAUGGAAGCUCAAGUGGGGGUAUCUAGUCAUGGAGGAGUUGUGGAUGGCAGUACCGCGGUGAAGUUUUUGCAAAAGCAGCAGGUGGUGGCGCCGGCUACGGCAUCGGCUUCGUCGCCACGUCAUCAUCAACAGUCUGCGGAGAUAGGCACGGUACCGCAGCUUCUGGCGGGAGGUAUUGCGGGUGCUUUUAGCAAAACAUGUACGGCUCCGCUCGCACGCCUCACGAUUCUCUUUCAGGUGCAAGGUAUGCAUUCUGAGGUGGCACUGUUGAGCAGGCCUUGUAUAUGGAACGAGGCAUCACGUAUUGCUAAUGAAGAGGGUUUUAGAGCCUUUUGGAAAGGAAAUCUGGUUACUAUUGCUCAUCGCCUUCCUUAUACAGCAGUUAACUUCUAUGCCUAUGAGCAGUACAAAAAGUUGUUAAAGUCAAUUCCAAGUAUAGGAAAUAACAGCGAAAGUGCAGCUGCAGAUGCUUGUGUGCACUUCGUUGGCGGUGGAAUGUCGGGAAUAACAGCUGCUAUGGCCACUUAUCCUUUAGAUCUUGUCAGGACACGUCUUGCAGCGCAGAGAAGCACAAUAUACUAUCAGGGAAUCGGGCAUGCGCUCAGUACAAUUUGCAGAGAAGAGGGUUUUUUUGGCUUGUAUAAGGGACUUGGAGCAACCUUAUUGGGUGUUGGACCAAGUAUCGCGAUUAGCUUUUCUGUUUAUGAAAGCUUGCGGUCAUAUUGGAAAUCUCAAAGGCCAAACGAUUCCACUGUCAUGGUCAGUCUCACUUGUGGCAGUCUCUCAGGCAUUGCUUCUUCAACAGCAACUUUUCCUUUGGAUCUCGUGAGAAGGAGAAAGCAGUUGGAAGGAGUGGGUGGUCGGGCACGUGUUUACAAUACGGGGUUAGUUGGGACAUUCGGGCACAUCGUGCGCAGUGAAGGCUUUCGUGGUCUAUAUAGAGGCAUUCUUCCAGAGUUUUACAAAGUCGUCCCUGGUGUAGGAAUCGUUUUCAUGACAUACGAGACACUGAAGAAGCUUCUCUCGGAAGGGACUUUUUAGGUGACCAAGUUUCUGCAUUUGUUCUAUUUCUACCUUUUUAACGCUAGUAUCCGUACUACCUGUAGAUCUUCAAUUCUCUUCGCGCGAUGAACCAGUUCUUCGUUAGGAUAGAGAUCGGGAAAAAAAAUGUAUGGUUUUUGUAGGAGGUUACGGUAGCAGGCUAUGAGUUAAAUUUUUUUGGUGUAUAGGUGGUAGAUUCCGGAAAUGGUCAUCCCAAUUCCAAUAUAUUCUUCUGUUUCU